Molecule: messenger RNA, 2085 nt
Organism: Necator americanus (New World hookworm)
Lineage: Eukaryota; Metazoa; Nematoda; Chromadorea; Rhabditida; Ancylostomatidae
Exons: 19
Coding region: 1-2085 (694 amino acids)
Source: RefSeq, a predicted model, not a curated record
AUGUGGUGGUUACUCGCUGUGCCCGCAGGGGCGGUUGCUCUAUUUGCAUGUAGUAAGAAGAAGAGAGAAACGGCCGGGAAAUCGAAACGAUCCAGUAAAUCCGGAAAGUCGGGACGCUCCAGCAGGUCCCGAUCGCACCGCUCUCAUCGUAGUGGUAAGAGCAAGAAAGGAAGAUCAAGAGGUAGCCGGUCAAGUCGACAUAGUAGCAAAAGGGGAAGUAGACGUAAAAGCAAGCGAGGAAGAUCUAAGUCAUCGAGAAGCAAGAGUAGGAGCAAGAGCAGAAGUAGGAGGGAAAGCAAGAGUUCGAGGAGCAAGCGUAGCCGAUCGAAGAGCUCUAAGUCAAAGAGUAAAAGAGGGUCGAAAUCGAGCAGAAGUGGCAGAGGUCCCCCUCCUGAUUGCUCUCUCCCAGCGAAACCUACUGAGCUUCGUGUUGAGCCCACUGAGCUAAGCUACAAGGCUAUAGGCGGUCUGAAAGGAGUGAACGUUAUUAACGACACUCAGGAUCGCAAAUUCUUCAAGGUGAAAUGUUCGGAUAAUAUGUUGUACCGUGUGAAUCCGGUGUUCGGUUCGGUAGAGCCUGGCAGAUCUGCCAGAAUUGAUAUUUUGCGUCAAAAUGGUGGCGCCAAGAUUGAUAAGAUUGUUCUCGUCACGACAAAAGCUGAGGAAGGUGAGGUGCCAUGUAGGGAGGUGUUCAAUCAGGCACGUGAAACGGAGAUGAUGAUGUGGUUCUACUACGCUGGCUACCUAACCAUAUUCUUGUCUACAUUUACAGUUAUACUACAAUUAGCUUACAUGCCUCUCGUGGUGAAAAGAGUAGAAAACUCUCGUGACAAGGUUUUGCAAAGCAUACGAGGGUUCAAGAUUCUGGAGAGAGAUAUAGCUGGACUUAUGAAGGAUUCGGAACGUCAGAAGAGGGAAGUAGUUUGUGCACCGGCAAGACGUGGUCCCCCAGGACCACCAGGUAAAGAUGGACCAGCGGGAACCGAUGGACCUAUAGGAAAACGUGGAAUAGAUGCUCGCGAUAUCCUAGCUGAGCAAGAGGAGAAGUGUGUGAUUUGCCCAGCUGGAAAAAUGGGCCCAGAAGGACCACCAGGUGAACGUGGAUCACCGGGCGAGAAGGGGCACAAGGGACCACCGGGAAUUCCAGCUGUGGAUGGAAUUGACGGGGAUAUUGGUCCCGAAGGUGAUAUUGGCCCACCGGGAUUUCCUGGAAACCCGGGUGGUCGUGGCGCAGCAGGUCGACCAGCACAAGGUGGUGUAGGAAAACCCGGUCCAAAAGGAGCAGAUGGUCCUGUUGGUCGAGCUGGAGCACAAGGACCUCGUGGAAAAAGAAACUACAUCUAUGGACCACUCGGGCCUACAGGACAACCAGGACCAAACGGAUUAGAUGGAAUAAAUGGAAAUGUGGGAGACAGAGGACCUAAAGGUCCUCCCGGAGAAAAAGGAGCUGACGCCAAAUUCUGCCCAUGCCCCUUGGAGCUACAUAUUAUUAGUGAGCAAAAAAAAAAAUACUCACCAAAGAAUGAACCGAUGAUGCAACACGGAACCUCCUUGCUAGCAAAACCUUCAUCUCAUUUGAAGUCAGUGGAAGUGUCUAAUCGUGAUGAUGACGUUCUUGAAGUCCGCGGAAUUAGCUCGUCACCCGAACUUGGUAAAAGUCAGUCAGAAGCUGUGCGUAUACUUCCAGCAAGACCGCCUAACUUCGCAGCUGGCCCACCAGCACGCCAAGAGAUACGGCCACCAGGAGAAAGAUCGAGAUCUUCACUCCCAGGAAACGCUCCACCAGGCACCAUCAUUGGGACUAAAGUGAAUCGUUUCGCAGUGACGGACGAUCCUAGUUCUACUACCACGCACAAGACGUCACCAACAACAACUUCAACAACCACGCUUCCGCCUCCACUGGAGACCACAAUCAAUGAAGAGUCUCAGGAAGAGAAGGCAGACGUACCUCCACCGUUUGGGUCACAUCAACCGCCAGUAGUUGAACUGGAUGAGAUGGAGGAUGAAUAUGAGGAGACCACUGUUCCAACUACUACUAGAAGAAGGUUCAUCUAUGUGACAAAGAAGCCAAGGCUUUACUUUUGA